Messenger RNA from Phytophthora sojae, 615 nucleotides. RefSeq lists its product as hypothetical. The record is from RefSeq and is a predicted model, not a curated record. NCBI's taxonomy places the organism in Eukaryota, Oomycota, Peronosporomycetes, Peronosporales, Peronosporaceae. The transcript has 2 exons. The coding region runs from base 1 to 615 and encodes 204 amino acids.
AUGACUCUCGGCCUGGCCCUCGCGGACCCCAUGUAUACGUCGGCGGGCGACCUGCAGGCCGACGGCUCGUUCACCAAGGACCUGCGCUUCUUCAGUGGCCAGAAGUCAGCCAUGCACGCGCUCCGUGCCGCCGGUGUGGGCGUCUACAUCAUCGGCGCGUCACCCGAGUUGUACACCAUUCCAACCAGUUGCUUCGGACUAGGCGACAUGGUGCCCAAGGAGAACAGGUGCGACGUGCGCUUCACGACGGACGAGGCCGAUGCUUCACUGCUGAACGACAGGACCUGCGAGUUCUUUGGCACUACGGAGUCCGGCACCAACAACACCUAUCUCCUGCAGGGCGGGCCUAGCCAUCAGUACGUGGACCACGUCACGUGCCUGCUGGCCGAGGGAUUCAUCAAAAAUGAAGGCAAAAGCGGUUUAGCCCUCCACCUCUCCUUCACCCCUAGCAAGUUCGCCACCACUAAGGUCACCAAAGUGUUCUGCGACCGCCAUGGCCACGGGUCCACACGCAGCUUCACCACGCACAAGCACAGAAAGGUUGUGUGCGCGCUGAAACAGGGUGGUGAGGCCGGCAAGAGCAAAUCGAACAUCCUCGGCUGCGUGCAUGAGUGA